This is a messenger RNA of Anguilla rostrata (American eel), 2152 nucleotides long. RefSeq names its product transcription factor B2, mitochondrial (gene tfb2m). The transcript is spliced from 9 exons. Lineage: Eukaryota; Metazoa; Chordata; Actinopteri; Anguilliformes; Anguillidae. Gene Ontology annotation, cellular component: mitochondrial matrix. The record is from RefSeq and is a predicted model, not a curated record. Gene Ontology annotation, biological process: transcription initiation at mitochondrial promoter; rRNA methylation. Bases 181 to 1500 code for a protein of 439 amino acids. Gene Ontology annotation, molecular function: rRNA (adenine-N6,N6-)-dimethyltransferase activity; mitochondrial transcription factor activity.
GAGGUGUCCCCCGACGUCGCUGAUGUAUUGCGAAAGCAACCACGGUCAACAACAUGCUUGUUCAAUGUCACCGCGUUGCGAGGGAGGUCGGGAUGUACCUCUUGGAGUAUCUGUGAAUGUGAUUACAGAAUCACAUUAGAGCACAAAGAAAUACGAUAAAGGUACUGACAUCAGCCCAAGAUGUCUGCCUCCAGCUCCAGACUCCUGGUUCUGGCAGUGAGGACUGCCUGUAGCCACACACAACCGAGGUACCUGCUGGCGAACGCGCCCGUCCCCGUCCUCACCCAGUCGCGGGCGUACGCCAUGGACCCGCUCUCCGUGGCCAGUCGGAAGGCUCAGGUCCCGUCGUGCAAAGCGGACCGCGUGUCUCCGGACCUGGGGGUCAACCAGAGGAACCUGUCCGCGGUGGCCGCCUCCCUGAAGGGCCAGUGCCGCCCGCUCUGCAGGUACGACUUUCUGGACCUCGGGGAAGUGGAGGAGAACACCCGCAAGGCGCAGGCCUGCAAGAGCCUCCGCCGCUUCAUCGUGGACCCAGCCCUCGCCCAGCUGGUGGCCGACCGCCUGGAAGGAGACCUGGCGGAUGGGAAGGCCGUCAUCUUCGAAUGCAACCCCGGCCCUGGUGUGCUAACACGGACGCUGCUGAACUCUGGAGCUCAGAGACUGGUGGCGCUAGAGAGUGCAAAGUCCUUCCUACCUGAGCUGCAGGCCCUGGAGAGCAGUCUGGACGGGCAGCUGGAGGUGGUGCACUGCGACUUCUUCAAGCUGGACCCGCUCGGGCACGGGUCCAUGAGGCCCCCCGCCAUGUACUCUGAGAAGCUCUUCACUGACCUGGGCAUCUCCGAGGUGCCUUGGACCGCAGACGUGCCGGUGAAGGUGGUGGGGAUCUUCUCCCAGAGGAACGAGAGGAACAUGCUGUGGAAGCUGGUCUACUCCCUGUUCCAGCGCCUCUCCAUCUUCCGCUACGGCCGCGUGGAGAUCAUCAUGUUCAUCAGCGAGAAGGAGUACACGAAACUCGUAUCCAGACCAGGGGAAUUUCAGAGUUAUCAGGCUUUAAGCACGCUGUGGCAGAUGGCUUGCGAUAUUGAGCUGCUUCACAAGGAGCCGUGGUCAUCUUUUGUGACGGUAUCCAAACACGGUGGAUUGGCAAUCCAGAAAAGCAGACUCCCGAACGACCACCUGUGCCUGGUGAGGCUGACCCCUCGCCCGAGCCUGUUCACGGCUCACCUCACCCCUGCGAACGGCGCCACAUUGAUCAUGAUGGUCAAGCAGUGCAUGGCCAAGAGGAAAGCCCUGCUGGUGGACAGGCUCAAUUCUUGGAGUCCAGACAGUGGAUUGAAGAUCAUGCAGAAGAUGGGCCUUCUGGAGAACACCCUGACUGGACACUUGUUUCCGGAAGAGUACAAACACCUGUUCCAGCUGAUGGAGCAAUCGGAGGAGUUCAGCCACAGCUGGCUCUAUGAAGAGGUCUUGGAGAACACCCAGAAAUCUGGCCUUUUGUGACUUCCUCGAGAACAGAAUUCACACAUUAUGUUGCUUAAGAACCGAAUUUAGCACAUGCAUGUUCCUGUAAGAACAGCAUUCAUGUGGAAGCUUCUGAAGAACAGAAUUGCUCCAAAUGUUCCUGAAGAAAAGAAUGGGUGUUGUCUUCCUGAAACAAUGCUGGCUUCACGUGAUAGCUCCUGAAGAAAUGAAGUUUAUCAUGACAGUUCUUCAAGAACUCAGGCAUUCAGCAGCUAAUACUGAAGACCUAAAGAACAGUCUCCCAUUAGUUGCCAUAGGACUAUGUGACUCAGUCUCAUGUCUUCUCCUGCAGUGUGGGGCUUCUUUUUACUCUUCAGAUUCCUCAGCUCUAAAUUGCUUGCUGGACAUGCUAUUUACAUCUCACAUUAUUAAAUGGGCAAAUAAAGAAGAAGCUAAAUAAGAUUCGACUCGAGUAAUUUACAUCCAGCAACUCUUCUUUGGCUACAAUGUAAUGUAUCUUUUUUAAGUCUGUACUAUUGGCCCAUGCAGCAGAUGCAGAAUAGUAGACUUAUGUAAUGCCUAAUGCUUGUACAGAUUUCUUUUUUCAAUAUUAUAUGAACUAUGAACUCUGUGUACAUAACAAAAAGAACGCUGUGUAAAUCGUAAACUUAUGAUAAACCAUGUAAAUUCA